CUAUCCCAUCCUCAAAUGUCAACCGGGUCGAAUUCAGAUCGAAAAAGAAGUGAAUUUUGAGAUUGAUUUGUGCAAAUUUAUGGCAGAAAUAAAUUAAUUAGCUGUUUUAUAGUGCUGCGUGCCAGAUCAGUUGACCGGAGGUCAAAGGAUUGAUUAGCGUUUGCAGUAGCGUGAACUUUUUAACCUUAAACUAUGGAAUUGAACUCCUGUUAAAUUUCGUCGCUCGUUCAUUGAUGUUUUGUACCGUUCCUCAGCUGAUCCGAUCUGGUGAUGAUUAGCAUCAGCUGAAACUGUGCAACUUGUCCUUUGUCCUUGCGCGGGGGAAGGCUGUACUGAAUUUACCGAGCUACUGCGAUAAGAAUGGAAUUUGCUGAUUCAGCCGUCACUGGGGAAAUGUGCUAUCUUACACCGCCGCCCGGUUCGGCACCGGAUAUGGGCGGAAAGCUGAAGCAGAACAGCAGGGACCGGAGGACGGACGAAAACGAAGACCCCGGACGGUAUGCGUAUGCCGGGGAUGAUCCACCUCCUUCCGUCGGGCCGUUGGCUGAGGCAGAGGAGGAGGAUGAUUACGGUCUGGAGGAGGUUUACCGGACGGUCGACAGUCAGCGGUCGGUCGUCCAGUGGAUUAAUGAUGACGAUGAAAUUGAGCGGCUGGAUUUGUCGCUGUCGAUCGAUCCGGGCACCAUCGUGUUCAAUCGGGUGGACAGCGCGGAUAUUAUCUACCAGGCCAAGCGGAAAAAGUGCAAACUGGUUGGCAAGUACGUGAUGGGGGAUGUUCUUGGUGAGGGAAGCUACGGUAAGGUGAAGGAGGUACUCGACUCGGAGACGCUCGCCAGGCGAGCGGUUAAGAUUCUCACCAAGCGCAAGCUGCGACGCAUUCCAAACGGAGAACAGAACGUUCGGUGUGAGAUCAACCUGCUGCGGAAGUUGCACCACCACAACGUUAUCGAGCUGCUCGAUGUUCUGUACAAUGAGGAGAAGCAGAAGAUGUACUUGAUUAUGGAGUACUGCGUCGGGGGACUGCAGGAGAUGCUGGACUCGGUUCCGGAGAAGAAGCUGCCACUGCAUCAGGCGCACGGUUAUUUUGUACAGCUGCUGGAUGGGCUGGAGUAUCUGCACGGGAUGGGAAUCGUACACAAAGACAUCAAGCCGGGCAAUCUCCUGCUGACGUUGGAUUACAUAUUGAAAAUUUCCGACUUUGGCGUGGCUGAGGCACUAGAUGUUUUUGCUUCGAAUGACGAUUGCACCAACGGACAGGGAUCACCCGCUUUCCAGCCGCCAGAGAUUGCUAACGGACACGAAGUCUUCUCCGGUUUCAAGGUGGACAUUUGGAGCACGGGAGUUACGCUUUAUAAUAUAACAACGGGAUUGUACCCAUAUGAAGGUGAUAAUAUAUACAAAUUGUUAGAAAAUAUAGGCCGAUGCCAGUGGGUUGCACCUGAAUGGUUGGAAGAGAGGUUAGCCGAUCUGUUGACCAACAUUCUACAGGCGGAUCCCGCGAAUCGAUUCAGCUUGCAGCAAAUUAGACACCACCAGUGGUUCAAGUGUGUCCCGGUUGCCGCAGGCCGCACCGUUCCAGUUCCUCCUCUCAAAGGAGACUCACUCCGACGUUCCACAGUUUUACCUUAUCUGGAAGCUCAUCACUACGAGGCAGAUCGGGAUUUGACCAACGUGUACUUCACCGAACAUGACAUCAACGAGGAGUUAGCACGUCAGCAGCAGUCGGAAGUUUCACUGGAUCCUAGCUGUACACAUGGGCUGGAAUCGGUUUCGUACAAUUCAGACGAUUACCAACAUCAGCACCACCCUAACCAGCAUCGCCACCAUCACCACCACCGCCACCACCACCAUCACCUUUCCCUGCCCCAUCAACAGCAGCAGCAGCAAUAUCAAAACAACAGCAGUGCCAAUGCCAGCUACUCCGGUGAAGGUGCUGGCGAUGCGGACAGCGGACGGCAGCACCGAAAACUGCGCAGUUUUUCCCUUUCCCCGAAGGUUAGCUCGCGCCACGCGACGACGGCAACGUCGUCCGUCAGUGAGGCCGGUUCCAAGCGGGUACGCUCGCGAAAGCCCGUAUCCUGCAUAUCGUGGAAAAAGUGGCCCCACUGUCGACAAUCGUGAAGAACUAGACUAGCGCUUUUCUUGCUGCCAUUCGCCCGUUUUUGCAACGGGAAAGAACACUUUGUUUUAGGAUAGGGAAAAACUGCAAAUAACAAAAGGCAAUAUUUUACUAUUUUCCGGGACUAGUAGUACCUUCUUUUUCUUGCACAGGAAAGUCGGAAGUCAAUGCCUUGUAAGUUAGCCAGCGGAAGAACAAUUUGCGAAUAGAGAGAGAUUUUAUAAUCGUUUAUUAUUGUCGCGCGGAUUUGAUUUUUUUUCCAGUCCACACAACUUUUUAACGUUCCUUUGUCCUGUAAAUAGGCUAAAUUAAUGUAGAUAGUAGUGUUUGAGAAGGAUUAGAACAAGUAUUACGUCUCUCAGUUUGCUUGGUCAAAAAAUACAAUAACGCAUUGACCAGGCAACUAAUAGAACAAUAAAUUGAAGACAAGCUUAA
This is a messenger RNA of Wyeomyia smithii (pitcher-plant mosquito), 2554 nucleotides long. RefSeq names its product serine/threonine-protein kinase stk11 (gene Lkb1). Gene Ontology annotation, molecular function: ATP binding; protein serine/threonine kinase activity; protein kinase activator activity. The record is from RefSeq and is a predicted model, not a curated record. Bases 361 to 2121 code for a protein of 586 amino acids. Gene Ontology annotation, cellular component: cytoplasm. Gene Ontology annotation, biological process: protein phosphorylation; intracellular signal transduction; glucose homeostasis. NCBI's taxonomy places the organism in Eukaryota, Metazoa, Arthropoda, Insecta, Diptera, Culicidae. The transcript is spliced from 6 exons.